Portunus trituberculatus (swimming crab) is the source of this 9046-nucleotide messenger RNA. Its product is annotated as transcription initiation factor TFIID subunit 4-like. The coding region runs from base 380 to 3337 and encodes 985 amino acids. Gene Ontology annotation, cellular component: transcription factor TFIID complex. Gene Ontology annotation, molecular function: RNA polymerase II general transcription initiation factor activity; protein heterodimerization activity; DNA binding. NCBI's taxonomy places the organism in Eukaryota, Metazoa, Arthropoda, Malacostraca, Decapoda, Portunidae. The record is from RefSeq and is a predicted model, not a curated record. Gene Ontology annotation, biological process: DNA-templated transcription; transcription initiation at RNA polymerase II promoter. The transcript is spliced from 14 exons.
GGAAAGUUUCUUAUUUCAUCCCGUGGUGUAAGUUAUGGGGAAGUAGGUCAUGGAGGGCGGCGGCGGGGUGCAUGUGCGUGGGUGGCGGCGGUGGUGUUGGUGGGAACACCGCGGCAUGGCGAGUGUGGUGGAGGCAGGGCAGUGUGGCGGAGGCUGGAGGGGCGUGGCUGGCCAGGCUGCAUCACUGGCCUGUGUGUGUCAGGCCACGCCACUGUACAGACGCCGGCGAGGGCUGCGGCGGUGGCGUCGUCAGUAGGGUGGCAGGCGCGGCGCCGCUGCCACCUCGCCUCGCCUCGCCAGCUGCGUAGUGACUGGCGGGCGGCAGGCGUGUGGCGGGGCGUGCGCCGCCUGCUGCACUGCCGCGGCCAGGCCGGCAAUAAUGUCAGUGGCCAGCCAGCAGGGUCCGGCAGCCCCGACAGUGGCAGCAGCAGCGGCAGCCUCGGCGGGGCCUGGCGGGGCGGCCACAGGGGCGGUGCGCGGGGCGCGCGGCAGCUGUCAGGGGUUUGAACGCGGCGGGGCAUGCCGGGAGCGUGACGUCAGCGGUGCACGCGCGUGCGCAGUUCAGUGUGCUGGCGAGGCUGGGACCAUUAAGAUGGCGGCCAGUAACAGCCUGGACGAGGUGUUGUGUGCAGACGUUGAUCCGAGUGCCGUCGCCGCCAUUGUCGGGCCCCUGGACACCCCGCGGGCCGCCGCAGCCAAAACCGCGGCGCACCAACCACUGAACGGCAGUGCCAAUGGCGGUAUAAGUAACAAUGCCGCGGUGCUAGUGGAAGGCAGAACAAACUGCGGUAAAAUAGGGGUCAGAGGCCCGGCGGUGAGCGGGGGGAAGGUGGUGGUGUCUGGCGUGGGCGCCGUGCAGGCUGGUGGCGGCCAGGGCGCGGGGGCCGCGGGGGGGCUGCAGGGGGGAGCCGCCCUGCAGGCGGGCGGCGAGCAGCAGCAGCAGCAGGCAGGCAGCAGCAAGGGCGCCGCGGGCGGCAGGCCGGUCUAUGGGGUGGUCCCCACGCCCAUGACAGGCGCCCAAGGCACGCAGGUGGUGAACGGGGGCGUGAGCGGGACGGGCACAGGCGCGGCGCCCCAGGGGAGCCUGCAGAGCCAGCUGGCCCUGAAGGGGCUUACCAAGGUGGUGACGGCGGCGGGGCAAGCGGCGGUGAUCAUGUCCAAGCCCGGCACCGUGACCGCCGUGGCGUCCAGCGGGCAGGCGGGGGCGGUGCCCCUACCGCAGAGCAUGCAGAUUCUCAACAUGCGGCCCGGCCAGACCAUCAAGACCACGCAGGGCACCACCAUCACGCCGCGCAUGAUCCUAAACCAGGCGCAGGUCCUGCCCGCCGGCAUCAGGCCUGGCCAGCCCGGGCAAAUCACGCUAGGGCCUCUGCAGGGUCUUCCUCCAGGGGCACAGGGUCACUUACUGGUGAAGACAGAGAACGGACAGCUGCAGUUAUUGAGGGUAAACACAGCGACUGCCACUCCUGGUCCCCUCCCGGCAGCCGUCACCACCACCACCACCCUGCAGCAGCCCGCCAAUGCAGCGUACCGUUUCCAGGCCCCUCAAACUGGUUCGGUGGCAGUCCGGUCGGUAAUGGCGACGUCUGCUGGUGCUCGGUCCACAGCCAUUCUACUCCAGUCACAACCCAGUAACACCGUGGCACUGACCUCCUCCAACACCACCACCACCUCCAUAGCCACGCAAGCAGUGCCCACCAUCACUGCCCCCACCACUGUUGCCGUCACCCCGGGCACCACAGUAGCGGGCACCACCGUUGUGCCCACCCAGCCCACCUCCGCAGCACCCACCCCCACCACACAGCAGUCGCAAGCCACGUCCGUUGGCUCUCAAACCAUAUCGGCUGAAUCUGCAAAAACGAAAUGCAAAAACUUUCUGGCGACGCUGCUCAAGUUGGCCAGCGAGCAGCGUGCGCCGGUGGCCAGGAACGUUCGCACUCUGAUCCAGGGCUUGAUAGAUGGCAGGGUGGAGCCCGAGGCGUUCACAGAGGAGCUGCAGAAGGACCUCAACUCUUCCCCUCAGCCAUGUCUCGUACCCUUCCUCAAGAAAACCUUGCCGUACCUGCGACUGUCCCUGGCAAAGCAUGAGCUGACCAUAGAGGGAGUGCGGCCGCCGCCUUUCACCGCCGUCAGUCCUGUCUCCGGCGUCACCACUGUCAUACCUGCUAUGUCCAUGGCUCGUCCAGUGGCCCCUACCACCUCUGGCACAGUCAGAAUGGUUGCCCCUACUGCUGUUGCCUCUGUGUCCACCGCCACUGUGGUGCAGCGGCCAGCCGGCACCACCACUGCCACCUCUGCUGUCGCCGCUGCCGCCACACCCUCCAGAGUAGUGGCUCCGGUGCGCAUGCAGGGCGGAAAGACAGUGGUGGCCGCGGUCCGCCACAACACUCCUGCCGUUGUCGUUGCCGCCACCUCCACCACCACCACCGCCACAGCCACGGCCUCUGCCACCCCCACCGCCACGCCCUCCGCCGCUGCCCCCACGGCUGCCACGCUGCCAGCCGCUGCCAAGGCCGUCACCAUCAACAAGGCAUUGCCCACCAAAGACAAGGACAAGGGCAAGGAUAAAGUUUUCACCUACAGCGGCGCGGCGGAUGACGAUAUCAACGAUGUGGCGGCGAUGGGUGGCGUCAACCUGGGGGAGGAGUCACAGCGCAUCCUGGACUCCACCGGCUUUGUGGGGACGCAGAUCCGCUCCUGCAAGGACGAGAACUUCCUCUUCAGUGCCCCUCUCACACAGCGGAUAAGACAGAUAUGUUCAAAGUACGGCCUUGAUGACGCCCCUAAGGAUGUGGUGGCGCUGGUCUCGCACGCCACACAGGAGAGACUCAAGACCAUCGUGGAGAAGCUGGCAGUCAUCGCAGACCACAGAUUAGAGAUUAUUAAGCAAUGUGACGCCCGGUACGAGGUGAAGCAGGAUGUCAAGGCACAGCUGCGUUUCCUGGAAGAACUCGACAAGCUGGAGAAGAAACGCAAGGACGAGCAAGAGAGAGAGAUGCUCCUGCGCGCCGCCAAGUCCCGUAGCAAAUCAGAAGACCCCGAGCAGGCCAAGCUGAAGGCAAAGGCGAAGGAGAUGCAGCGUGUGGAGAUGGAGGAGAUGAGACAGAGAGACGCAAAUCGCACCGCCCUCAACGCACUUCAGGGACCCAAGAAGAAACCCAAGCUAGAUCUCAGUGUGGCGGACGAGGGUGGAACAUUUAGUGGAACUUUCACCCAGAAGUCGAUGCCGCUGCGGCCGCGGAUCAAGAGGGUCAACAUGCGGGACCUCAUGUUCUUGAUGGAGCAGGAGAAGGAGCUGAACAAGUCACCGCUGCUUUACCGCUCUUACCUCAAGUAGCCGGCCGGGGGGCUGCCGGGUGACGCUGCCUCUCCCCCCGCUGCGGGGGGAGUGCCGGGCCAUGCUGCCCCUCCUCUCUCGUGGGUGAGUGCCAGGUGAAACUGCCUCUCCUCUCUGCAGUGCCGCGGAGUGGCCCGCCGGCCAGCGCUGGCGGGGUGGAAGAUCUGUGAUUCUCUCAUGCAGCAUGUCAAGUGUCUUAUCACCGCGUGGCCUCGGGGCCGAGACCGCUCCGGGGACUGUGAUGGGCCGGCCGCCCGGCCACCCGCCGAACAUUGCCUCAGGCCCGGCCGGCACCAGUGGACGUGCGAACAGUGGCUUACACACCAGAGAAGGUACAACCAAACCUUUUAUUCCCUAAAUAUAUAGUAUCAACCCUAUUUUGUGCAUGAACCAUGUAAAUAUUUCUUGGAUAGGAAAAUCUUUAAAAUAUUUUUAUCCGAUGCCCGUCGUCGCCACGUUACGGAAACUGAGGAGAACCUUUGAUACGCAGCCUCUGUAGAUACUGUACAGUUUUUAAGACUUGAGGCCUUUUCUGUUAUUGUGUUGUUCUUGUACCACAGAGCUACGGUUUGUCUUGCAUGCACGGGGCACCGCACAGUCAGGGCGCCGCCACCGCCAUCGCUGCUGCUGCUGCUGCCAGGGGGCCACGGCCAGCAAAGUUGCCAAAGACGUAAGCUUCUCUUUUCACCGUGGCCCCGGCAGUGCAGUAGCGGCGGUGGCAGCAGCGGCAGCAGGGGAGAGUUGUUAAUACAUUGUGCUGGAGGAAGGGAAAACCUUAACUGUAAGACAUAUGCAAGAUGACAUUAGGUAAAGAAGUCUACUGUACUUUGUAAGAAAUUGUGUAGAUGUUGAGGAGACUUUCUUAUGAUUUGUACUGCUGUACUUGCACCUGAUUUUAUUGUUACUUCCGCUUCAAUUGGCUUGUAUUCUCACUUGGUUGAACAAGACUGCUCCUUUGCCGUGCCGCCUGUGUCUGCCGGCGCAAGGCUCGCCGGCCGCCCGGCCGCAGCACAACACCUUCCACCAGUGGCCGGGCGGCGCCGCGGUGCCCUGCAGUGUGCGGCGCCCAGUCCUGCAGUGAGGCGCUGCCGGCGCCGGCCCUCGCUGCCCCGGUGUGUCGUGCAGCACACACAGGUGGCUGCCCAUGACACCUUCUGCCGCCCUGGGCCACCCUGCCCUGCUGCUGCUCGUGCCGCCCAUCCCCAGGGUGUGGUGCUGCGGGCGCCCGGCACUGUGCCGCCAACACACCCCGGCACACACUGGCCUUCCUGCUUCACCAAAACACAAAACGUGAGAGAAAAGUGACGCGCUGCAGCUUUCACUCCUUCCAUUCUUGCUUCCCUGGUCUGCCCUGCGGUGGCGGCGGCCGGCUGCUGGACGUGUGUAUCUGUGGUGCCGGGACAUGGCGGUGGUGCGGUGGCACGAGGGUGCAGGGCAGUGGUGGUGGCGGGGACGUGCUGAAACAGGUACAACAAUGAAGACCAAUUGUAGCUAAGCAUUUUGUACUGUGUCAAGGAUGCUGUGCCUCUGUAAUGUGUUUUUGUAAUUAUAUGUUGUUAUACAGUUUUGGUUGCUUUUAUCUUGUGGUAACCAGAGGGGAGUGUCCAGGCGGCUCCAUGUCAGAUGGACAGACAGACAGAUAGGACAGGAGGGGAGGGGAGGGAGGGGGACAAGUCAUGGUGGAGGAAGCCAGUCGCUGGUUUGAGUUCUGACAAUCCUUGUGUUUCCCUGAUUGUUUUCUCUUCCCGAUAGUGACGCUGCACAGUGGGAGGCAGCGCGGCCCAUGCACCGUGUCCUGGGGUCUGUUUAUUUCCACACACUCAUCACCAUAGUCACCGUAACUCAGUUCCUAGAGUGGCGAGAGGAGGAGGAGAAGCAGGAAGACAUAGACAGUUUGGGCCGCAGCACAAACAAAAACAGGAACACACACAGCACUGCUAUCACUGUCAGUCCACCGAGUGAAUGCCGGGGACACAGGGACACCCAAACCACUCUGUCUUACCCUGAGGGACUUUUAGGGCCUGUUCAGCAGUGUGUGGCAAAGCUGGGGAGACAGAAAGACCAGGGACAAGGAAUGGGGAAGCUUGUGUAUUGAAGGGCUGUUGGCAAGGGAAGGAAGUUAUAUAGAGCUGGUUUGAGGUCAAUGUAUCCUUCAAAAAUAGUGUGUUAAGAGGAAGAAUGUGAUAAAUAUGCAGAACUAAGAGAAUGAAUGUUAAUUAUGCUGUUUGUGGGAAAGAUGGUAGAAAGAAGUGAAAGAAAAGAGUGCUGUUUGAAGUUCAACAUUUUCAGUAUUGCUGUGUUUAGGAAGGAACGUAAAGAGAGACAGGAAUGAGUUGUGUGAAUGCUGCUAAGAUGCUGUUUUUGGUGAAAACUGCAAGAAAGAAGUGAAGAAAAGUGCUGUUUUAAGUUCAACAUCUUUCAGUAUUGCUGUGUUUAGGAAGGAAUAUGACAGAGACAAGAGUGACAGAAUUAAUGCUGCUAAGUGUGCUGUUUUGGGGAAAGAUAAUAGAAAGAAGUGAAGGAAAGAGAUGUUUUAAGUUCAAUAUCUUUCAGUAUUGCUGCAUUUAGGAAGCAAAAUAACAAAGAGAGACAGGAAUGAGUGUAUGAAUGCUGCUAAUGUGCUGUUUUGGGGAACGAUGCUAGAAAGAAGUGAAGAAAAGAGUGUUGUUUUAAUUCAAUAUCUUGUAAAGUAAUGCUGGGUUUAGGUGUGAAUAUAACAAGGACAUGAAUAAGUAAAUGAAUACUGUCUUGAAAGGAUGCUAGAAAGAAAAAGUAUCAUUUAGUUCAAUAUCUUCUAAAGUAAUGCUGGGUUUAGGUGUGAAUAUAACAGACAGGAACAAGUGAAGGAGUGCUGUCUGGGAAGGGUGCUAGAAAGAAAUUAAGGAAAAGAAGUGCUGGUUAGUUAAGUUUCUUUAGUACCAGGACAGAUGAAGCAAGUGCUGGUGUGCUGUUGUAUAGAGAAGCUAAAGAUUUAAAGCUCUGGCAGGGAAAGUGGAGAAAAAGAAGAGUAAAAGGAUGCUAGUUUGAUCUGACAGUGCUUUUUAGUGGCAGAGGAAGAGACUGCAUUGAGACCAGUAAGGAAAUUGUUAAACUGAGACGAGUGUAUGCUAGUUUCAUUUGUGCUUUGUUGUGAAUAAAGAAGUAAUGGAGAGCAGUGAGGGAAGAAUCUAAACUGGAAAUGAGGGAUAGAAAGAUGAUGCUAGGAAGACUUAGUAAGAAAAACAAAGGAAAAGUUGAGUUUAGUAGAAAGAGGUAAUAGAAAACAGCAAGGAAAAGAUGAGUGAUGAUAGGAAGGUGUAAUAAAAGAAGUAAAAAGUGAUGCUAGGAUGUAAUAGAAGACAGGAAAAGAUAAAUAAUGUUAGGAAGAUGUAAUGAAAAAGUAAAAGAUAAGUGAUGCUAGAAAGAUGAAAUAGAAAACAGGAAAAGAUGGAAGUAUGCAAGUGAAGAAUGGUUAGAUGAAAGCUAGGUUGAAUUUGUUUUGUGCUUUGUGAUGGGAAAGAAGAAUAGGUAGUGGAAGUGAAGAAUAGAGACAGGCAAUGCUAGGAAGUUGUAAUAGAAAGCAGUAACAAAGAAACUGGAGUGUUGAAGCAAAUAAUGGUCAGACUGAUGGACAUUAGGAAGAGAAUAAUGAGUGUGGUAUGGAAAAAAAAUUACCAGAAAUGAAGAAUGGUUAGAUGGAUGCUAGUUUGACUUCACACUGGUUCAUCAUGGCAGAGUUUGUGCUUUGUAAUGGGAAAUAAAAGUGUAAUAAGUGGCAAGAAGGUUAGGUAGUGGAAGUGAAGAACAGACAGGCAAUGCUAGAAAUGUGCAAUGAAAGCAGUAAAGAAGAAACUGAACUGUCGAAGCAAAGAAUGGUCAGACAGAUGGAUGUUAGGAAGAGAAUGUAAUGAGUGUGAUAAGGGAAAAAGAUAACCAGAAAUUAAGAAAAGUUAGAUGGACGCUAGCUUGACUUCACACUGAUUCAUCAUGGCAGGGAAAGAUGUGAUAGAGAGCAGUGAGGGAAAAGUUGAAAUGAAGUGAAAAACAGUGAGAGUUAUAAUGAUGUUUGGUAUUAUUGAAGAGAACAUCAGAUUAGAAAGCAAGAGAUGCUUACCAGCAGAAAAAAUUGACACUCAUUAUUUAAAUAUUUCCAUUAAUCAUUUCAAAAUAUGACAUUUGUGGACCAGAAAUAUGAGUAUUGUCUGGAAUUAUGAAACCUUGAAAAUAUUUUGAGUGGUAGUUCAUGUGUGUGUGUGUGUGUGUGUGUGUGUGUGAAUUGUAGAUCUUUAAAAACAAAAUUGCAAUGGUAGGAUGUGUGUGUGUGUGUGUGUGUGUUCUCUUCAGUUGCAAAAAAGAAAAGCUGGGGAUGUGCUGAGUGUGGGGGUGAAAGGUGGACAGACAGGCAGGUAGGCAGGCAGUGCAGAUGGGUGAAGGGGUGUUAGGGACAGACUGGCUUGGCUGGAGUAAUGUACUUAAGAUAGGACAGUGUGUGUGUGUGUGUGUGUGUGCGCAUUUGUAUGUGUUGCUGGGACUAGUGGUGGGUGAGGGCAGCAGCAGCAGCGGCAGCAGUCAGGUGUCAUGGUCUCCGCAAAUUCAAGAUCAAACAUUAAGCAGUUCUGUAGUAGAUUUAUAUAUAUAUACAUAUAUACAUAUAAAUAUAUAUGAUAUAAAUAUAUACAUACAUUUAUAUAAUUAUGAGUCUUUUUUCUACUUUUUUCUCUUUUUCCACUUUUUGGUUGACGUGACAUGUUUCACUAGAAUUUAUUUUAUUAAACCUUUCAGGAAGAGUUUUAUUUCUACUUUUGUACGUAUUAGUCAUGUCUUGUUUCUUCACCGCAGUUAAGUUAGUUUGGGGUGGCUGAUGGGAGGUGGUAGUGGUGGUGGUGGUGAUGGUGGUGGUGGUGUUGGUGUUGGUGUUGAGGGCAUGAAGGGCCCAGCCUGAGGGCAUUGCGUGGCCUGAGCAGGGUCGGUGAGGCUGGGAGUGAAGACCCUUGACUGUUACACACAAAUCUCCUGUGAAGGGGUGUUGCCGUGUCCUUCAGUGCUUGUUGGCGUGAUCUGUGGCUCUCGGUAGUCUCAGAGGUCACCUAGCAGAGCAGCACCCACUGACCUAACAAGUGGUUUAUCUGUGAGGUCUUCCUGUGGCUGAGGUGUGGCACUGCAGCCCAGCACUCCACACUCACCAAUAAAAAAGGGUUUAUGUGUCUCCUAGAAGAGCUUGUCAAGGUGUUUCUGCUCCCCAAGUGUUGCAUUAAGGUGUGUAGCAUCAGCAGCACCCUGGCCAGCCUUCCUCAGUGCUGUGUCACCAAGAGGAGGCUGUCAGGAAGUGAAGGGUGUUUAUAUCUGAGUGUUGCAAGGACUGUGUGGUGUCAGCAGCCUGCCCAUCCCUCAUUGGCGUAGGGCAGCCUGUGGUAUGUGGCGUUUGGCGUGUGGUGUGCAUAGGGCAGUGAUGGUGUGAUGGUGUGGUAGUGUUAAGGGCUGCCGGAGGACUUGUGGUGGUGCACGGUGUGGUGUGGUGUGUGGCCAGGGUGAGGUCUGGCAUUACCAUGGCUGGCUGGUGUGUCUCGGUGAGUGGCGAGGACCACGGCACGGCUGAGUCUUGUGGAUUCAUUUUUUUGUGGAUUCAUUUUUUGUAACCCCUAAUGCUGUACUGUAAUAGUGUAGACCAAUGCAGGUUAAUAUUUUUAUAUAAAUUAUUUAUCACUCCAAUUAAUAAAAAUCACAUCCAGA